AUGACUUCGCCUAAAGACAGAGUACUACUAAUUGGCAGCGGCGGCAUUGGCACGAUUGCUGCUCUCAAUCUCGAAAGAGGAGGCCUCGAUGCUAUUCCGAGUAGAUAUGAUGCACAGGGCCGACCAUUCGACUAUAUCGUUUGUUGCACCAAGAAUAUUCCCGACAUCAUCCCUACGUUAUGCGAUAUCGUUGCACCUGCAGUCACUCCCGGCCAUACAGCCAUCGUCUUGAUACAAAAUGGCCUAAAUAUCGAAAGACCAUUUAUCCAUCAAUUUCCGAAUAAUGUUAUUGUAUCCGGUAUCAGCAGAAUCGACGCCCACGAAGUCGCACAUGGUGUCAUCGAACACAAGCAGAACGACGUGCUACAUAUCGGAGCUUUUAAUAACCCGUCCUUGCAUCCAAAAGUACAAGAAGCAGCGGCGAAGCGCUUCGUAGAGAUAUACAACAAGGGAGGCAAGACGACAUGUCUAUACCAACCAGACGUCGAUCUCGACCGGUGGAGCAAAUUGGUGUACAAUGCUUCCUUCAACCCGAUCUGCGCGUUGACUCGCGUGAAUACUGGCGACCUACAGAGAACAGGCAGAGUCGUGGAUACUCUUGUAAUACCUGCGAUGAAGGAAGUUUUGGCUGUAGCGAAAAAGGCAGGAUACGAGCUUCCAGAGAAUAUCAUCAACGAUACAGUUAAUAGUAACCCGAUAGAUGAGAGCAUUACUCCGAGCAUGCAAAUAGAUCUGGAAAAGGGUAAUUUUAUCGAACACGAGAAUAUCAUCGGGGAGGUAGUUCGAGAAGGUCGCGAAAGAGGAGUGGCGACACCGGUGUUAUCAAUUUUGUACGAGCUAUGCUGUGCGGUGCAGUGGAAGCUCAAGGAAAAGAGAAGUAGUAAAUAG
Fusarium mangiferae is the source of this 888-nucleotide messenger RNA. RefSeq names its product putative 2-dehydropantoate 2-reductase family protein. The transcript is spliced from 3 exons. The coding region runs from base 1 to 888 and encodes 295 amino acids. The record is from RefSeq and is a predicted model, not a curated record. Gene Ontology annotation, molecular function: oxidoreductase activity. Gene Ontology annotation, cellular component: cytoplasm. Lineage: Eukaryota; Fungi; Ascomycota; Sordariomycetes; Hypocreales; Nectriaceae.